AUGUCUUCCUUCUUCAACCUCUUCAAGAAGCAGAAGGCACCCCUCGCGUGUAUCAUGUCCCUCGAUCAAGGCCACACCCACACCCAAGCCUGCUUCGUGGACAUCAUGCCCCUUUCGGUCGUGGAGCUCUUCCAGUCUCAGGGUUGUGCGUCAUGCCCACCAGCAGUUCCACGCAUCCAAGAUGCGACAAACAACCCGAACCUCCUGCUUCUCACGUACGAUGUGACAUAUUGGAACCCAUCCAGCGGCUGGGAGGACACCUUUGGUUCGACACAAUGGGACUCGCGACAACGUCAAUACUUGACCAAAUGGGGCAAAAACAGUCUCUUCACACCGCAGAUCGUUGUCGACGGUGUCUCCGAUGGUAUCGGUGCUACCAAGGAGGAUAUCGACCAGAUCAUCAUGAGGGCAAUGGGUUUACGAAAUGGGAUGACCUGGGCCCUGGGCAUUGACCGGGUUGGAAACGACCUAAGGCUUGCGUCCGACGCACCAGAAGCGGAUAUGGUGUAUGACGUGCUGAUAGUCAAGUAUGAUCCCGUGCUUCAAACUGUCAAGCCUCGCACGGGCCCGAACAAGUCGAAGAAGAUCCCUCAUCGCAAUGUCGUCAAAGAGCUGAUGAAGAUCGGAGAGUGGAAUGGCGGCAUUUCGAGAGUUGUAUUGCCAAGCUUCAAGAAGGACGGAUACGAAAGAGUUGCCCUUGUGCAGGGAGGCAUUGGCGGUCCGAUCAUCGCUGCAUUGAAAUUGUAG
Molecule: messenger RNA, 747 nt
Organism: Fonsecaea erecta
Lineage: Eukaryota; Fungi; Ascomycota; Eurotiomycetes; Chaetothyriales; Herpotrichiellaceae
Exons: 1
Coding region: 1-747 (248 amino acids)
Source: RefSeq, a predicted model, not a curated record